CUGACAACGGCCAGCGGUGGGCGUCUGCUCCGCAGUCUCUGCCCGUUACUCAACUAUUAUUUCAAUGCAACACUUAACACUUCCCAUUCUACGCAUACAUUAUCUCGGGCCACCCCCAAGGAAAAGCACCAUUAAUCCUUUCACCGCUUUUCUCGACGUGGAAAAUUAGUAUGCCUCUGCUCAUGAAACCCCGACAGCCUAAGAGUGACGACGAUCACAGACGCCAAGGGUGACUUUGUAAACAGUCACCCAGACGCGAACCUCUGCCCUGCGCAAAACCCACCGCGGUUCCGAGCAGGGAUCCGCUUCCCGCCCCCGCGUCUCGCGGGACCCGUGCCUCCGCCGAGAUUUGGGGCCCCGGAAAGUACAAUCGCGCGAGAACGGAAGCAGGAAGUGCGAGGCAAUCCGUGACCUCCUAGCGGCCCCCGGAAGUGUGGCGUCUCGCUGUGAUCUCCGGCGAACUCGUGCAAAGAACCGUAGUGGGCGAGCUCGGGCGGGGACCAUGCUGACUCGGCUGAAAGCAAAAUCAGAGGGGACGCUUGCAAAACAGAUUUGCAGAGUGGUGUUGGAUCAGUUUGACCAACAGUAUUCCAAAGAGCUUGGGGAUUCCUGGAAUACAGUAAGAGAUGUUCUAAUAUCUCCAUCACUGUGGCAAUACGCCAUCCUCUUCAACCGAUUCAAUUAUCCCUUUGAGCUGGAAAAGGACUUACGUUUGAGGGGCUAUCACACAAUCCUUCAAGGGUCCUUACCGUAUUAUCCUAAAUCAAUGAAGUGUUACCUCAGCCCAACUCCAGACCGAAUGCCGUCAGAGCGACAUCAGACUGGAAACUUGAAAAAGUACUACCUCCUCAACGCUGCCUCCCUUCUCCCCGUGCUGGCUCUGGAACUGAAUGAUGGGGAGACGGUUCUGGACCUGUGCGCUGCUCCAGGAGGCAAAUCAGUAGCUCUGCUGCAGUGUGCUUACCCAGGUUAUCUUCUUUGUAAUGAAUAUGAUGGCCUGAGAGUAAGAUGGCUGAGACAGACAUUGGAAUCUUUCAUCCCACAGUCUUUGACAAAUGUAAUUAAAGUGUCUGAAUUGGAUGGCAGAGAAAUGGGAGAUGCCCAGCCUGAAACGUUUGACAAGGUCUUAGUUGAUGCUCCGUGUUCCAAUGAUCGAAGCUGGCUGUUCUCGUCUGACUCUCAGAAGGCUGCCUGUAGGAUCCGUCAAAGGAACAAUUUGCCUGUCCUACAGGUAGACCUCUUAAGGUCUGCAAUUAAAGCCUUACGGCCUGGAGGGCUCCUCGUGUACUCUACAUGCACACUUUCCAAGGCUGAAAAUCAGGAUGUGGUCAGUGAGAUCUUGACCUCCAGCAGUACCGUCGUGCCUGUGGAUAUUAGUGGAAUCGCAAGGACUUGCUCCCAAGACUUCACAUUUGCCCCCACUGACCAGAAAUGCAGUCUUUUGGUGAUUCCUGAAAAGGGCAAAGCUUGGGGCCCAAUGUUUAUAGCCAAGCUGAAGAAAAAAACUUGAGUACAGGAAAUGGCGAUGUGAUUUUGUAAGCCAUGUUGAUAUGUUACUAUAUGCAUAUUAUUUGAGUCCACUACAUGUUAGUACUUCAAUAAAUUACAGAACCACUUUCCCUUGGACCAUUUGGAAUCCUGUGUAGUUAGUUCUUCAGCCUUGUAGAGAAAAGGCUUAAGAAUUUUUCAGGUACAGUUUUGUUCCUCGAAAUAUAUCUAUAGUGAUGCUUUAAAGUGGGACAAAUGGUGUUGACCUGUAUAAUAAAUUGUUUUUACUUGAUAAAUUAA
Molecule: messenger RNA, 1788 nt
Organism: Peromyscus maniculatus bairdii (prairie deer mouse)
Lineage: Eukaryota; Metazoa; Chordata; Mammalia; Rodentia; Cricetidae
Gene: Nsun3
Product: NOP2/Sun RNA methyltransferase 3
Biological process (GO): rRNA methylation
Cellular component (GO): mitochondrial large ribosomal subunit
Molecular function (GO): RNA methyltransferase activity
Source: RefSeq, a predicted model, not a curated record